Molecule: messenger RNA, 3720 nt
Organism: Cydia amplana
Lineage: Eukaryota; Metazoa; Arthropoda; Insecta; Lepidoptera; Tortricidae
Gene: sas
Product: putative epidermal cell surface receptor
Exons: 19
Coding region: 276-3578 (1100 amino acids)
Biological process (GO): signal transduction; cell adhesion
Cellular component (GO): extracellular matrix
Molecular function (GO): heparin binding; integrin binding
Source: RefSeq, a predicted model, not a curated record
AUAACCUCUUUCUCGCCUUCCAAUCGAGUACUCAUGGUACUGCUCACACCUGCGUUUCGCCACGAGUCGAGGAAAGGCUCGCUUUCGAUGUUUACGGGGAGAAAUCUCUGCUCGAGACCGGUCGCGCCAGUCUCGCGGCCCGCGCCGUCCUCGCACCACGCAUACCGCCACGGCCAACGUUCCACGAACUUCCCCCCCUAUUCCCGGUAGUGCAGUGUUUUGUUUGUGAGUGAACCAGGAUUUUUAAAGUGUGUUUUUGCUCGGAUGUGGCGGUGAUGGCUAUGUGCGCGCGCGCAGCGCUGUUCUGCGCGCUGGUCCUCGCCAGCGCGCACGCCUAUACCGUCGACUGCAACCGCGAGUACACGGACUGUGACUCUGAAUUAAGUAAACUAACAGGUGAUGAAGAUGAAGUAGUGGCAGCAUCUCAAACCGAAACAACGGUAGAAAAUCCCCCCGAACCUCCACCCUCCCACACGACCACAGCCACAGCGCCCCCCACAAGAUCAACAGCUCCCACACCAGAACUAAAGAUAGAAACAACCACUGAAGAUGAUACGACCACGAUCGAAUCACCCAGCCUGAAACCAAAAGGGAGACUACUAAAUCUUAACAUAGAUGAACUAAAGAAUUUUGCCCUUACACUACAUAAUGAUACUAAGAUUACUGAUCUUAGCGAUGUAACUUUAGACGGCGAAGAUGAAUUUGAUCCCACAAAACUAGAAAUUCCUAAGUCUCAUAAAGAUUUGCCUGAUAAGUUUUACUCAAAUCUACAAGCACCGUUCCAUCCUACGAUUUUGACGGAUCAUUCUGAUGAAGGGAAGGAGGAAGGAGAUAAUAAUAUAAUGUGCGUUGAAAAUGGAAUCAAUUAUAAGGUAGGAGACCAGAUGAACCGAUCGUGCGAACAGACCUGCGAGUGCAUGCCAAGCGGCACAUUCAACUGCUCCCCGCGCUGCAAAUUUCCAUACAUUCGCCGGGGCCGGACUCUGAAUGAUCCGCUGUGCUUUGAGUCACCUGUUGACGAGUGCUGCAGUAUCGUAGCGUGCGCCACUGGGAAUGGAGACACGAAGGUGACCAAGCUGGAGGUGUGCAAGUACGGCAACGACACGUACCUCGUGGGCAACACGUGGAACGUCGGCUGCGAGCAACGCUGCACGUGUGGAAAGAACUCGAUCGUCACCUGCAAGCCGAGGUGUCCACCUCUACCCCAAUCGGACAAGUGCAUCAACGUGCAAGAUCCCAAUGAUGCCUGCUGUGAGGUGCAAGUAUGUGAUGUAUCUCAAGAUGUGCACGAAGACCAAACUGAUAAUUCCACUAAUUCCACGACUACAGCUGAGAAACAAAACCUCACUGAGGAACCUCCGAAAUCUACCACCAUGCGGCCAUUAGUGCUGACCGAACCGAUUGGAUCCAUCAAGGUCCUACAAAACAACAGCGUCCAAGUGACCCUAAUUCACUCCAACAGCACCGAAGACCCCAUCCAUCUCCUCCUCAGCGAUGACGGAGGAACCUCCUUCAAAGACGUACAACUUAAAUAUGGAAACCUGAUCCUUAAUCUCGAUGGUGGAAAAGACUACAUUCUGAAGACGAAAGAGACGGGAACUAAGUUUAAUUUCACGAUAACCUCGAUGGAUAUGGCUCAGAAGGAGCCGCCUGAAGAAUUGGUGGAGGUUAAUAAGAAGAUUGGGUGCCAUCAGGAUGGCAAGUUUUAUGAAGUUGGCGAAGAAUUCCACAUCGGGUGCUCCGAGCUCUGCGAGUGCACGGGCGACGAGGCGCGCCUGUGCGCCGCGCUGGAGUGCCCGUCGCACGUCGGGCUGGAGCUGGUGUCGAAGGGCUGCGUGCGCUGGGCGCCCAGCCCGCCGCCCGCGCCGCCCAACUGCUGCCCGCGCGCCGCGCGCUGCCUCAGCGACGGCACGUGCCAUUAUAACGGAGUGCCCAUCCCGAACUGGACCGACGUCCCCAUCAGCCUCUCGGGCUGCUCGCAGCGUUGCUUCUGCGAGAACGGAGAGCUAGAUUGCCAGGAGGUGUGCACCCCCCUCCCGUCGCUGCCCCCGCAGAAUAUGCGCUGCCCGCCCGGACACCACCCCGCACCCGUCAACAUUUCCAUCGACGACUGCUGCCAGCAGUGGGGCUGCGUGCCGCACGGUCAAACCCCCUCAUCAGAAAUGCCGAGCUCCACACAGACACAUAUACCUAAAGCGCCGUUCCUGCCUACGGUGCCACCGGAUUCCGAGAUCCACUUCCCAGAUGAGGAUGACGGACAGAACCAUAUAAUACAGCAGCGUCCUGCCAACCCGCUGCUACCCCCCGGAAUACCUGGGAUCACGGUGCCGCCGAACAACGAGAACAAGAAGCUGACGGUAAUCAACUUGGCGUCGGAUUCGCCGACCAGCGUCAAGAUGCUGUUUGCGCUGCCGCCUGUACUCGUCGGGCUGCGCGGCAGUGUCGACCUGAGAUAUACUGACAAGGCUGACGAAGAUAUCGCCCACUGGUACUCCCAAGUGUUCGCGCCGGCGGACGAGAUCCUCACCACGUCUCGGCUGGAGUUCCGUCUCACCGGCCUGAAGCCAGCCACCGUCUACAAGAUGAGAGGGAAGCUGUACCUGCACAACUUGCCCGUGGAGCCGGAGAGCGAGAUAUACACCGUACGCACGCUGGAUCCCCUGCCCACGGUGGCACCGGUAGAAGUGAAGAGAAGAGUGGUCGACAGCAGAAUGGCGGUGCAGGAACUCAAUGACUCCGUGGCCCACAUCACCUGGAAACGGUUCACCGAGGCAGAUUUACCGUUUAUUGAUGCCAUACAAGUUCGCUACCGCCCCGUCGGCAACCCGAUCUACAGCAUGACGGAGCUGCUCCACCACAGCCGGGACUCCGUGUUCCUGCAGGAGCUGCGACCUGGGAGCAGAUACGAGGCCUCUCUAGUACUGGUGCCGCCACCCGGAGCCACCACUGAGCUGCACGACCCCGCUGUGCUCGAGUUCACGACCGCGCCUUACGUCGACCCAUACAACUGGUCAGUGCAGCUCGAAGCCCGCUCGGUGGGCUCCGAGGCGGCGGAGCUGACGUGGCGCGGCGUGCCCGCGCCGGCGGAGCGCUGGGUGCGCGUGUACCGCGCCGCGCACGCGUGCGGCGGCGGCCGCCGCGAGCACGACGCGUUCCGGCUGGCCGUGCGCGACCAGCCGCCCGCCAUCACGCUCACCGGCCUGGAGCCUGACACAAGGUGUCGUGUGUGGCUUGAGCUGUUCCUUACAAAUGGAAAAGUGAAAACCAGUAACGUACUAGAAAUUAACACAAAGUCUCUAGACUCUCCGGAGCCAAUCGACAAUGCCAUCGAAGCCUCAUCGGUGGGUGGCGCCGUGGCGCCGCGAGGCGAUUACUACGGAGCGCUCGUGGUAGUGGGAGUGGUGGCCGCCCUGGGCGCGCUGACGUCACUGUUGCUUCUACUGGUGGUUGUCCGUCGACAUCGCCCGCGCUCCGUACCUAUUACUCCUGUACCUACCGCUCCAAGGGAGUCGUCGCUUCCACCGUACGACAACCCCGCGUACAAACUAGAGUUACAGCAAGAAACUAUGGAUCUCUGACAAUUAAGCUCCCGUGGGCACACGAACGGCCUGAACGGGAUCUCAGAGCGUGGCGUGGAAGUGCCGAACGGCCGGCAUUACAACGAAAUGGGCGUUUAGAGGGCCGGCUACGAAACAAGUGUCAAGACAUUGUAGGAAGAAA